Messenger RNA from Pyrus x bretschneideri (Chinese white pear), 1094 nucleotides. Its product is annotated as 60S ribosomal protein L8-3. The record is from RefSeq and is a predicted model, not a curated record. Gene Ontology annotation, biological process: cytoplasmic translation. Gene Ontology annotation, molecular function: RNA binding; structural constituent of ribosome. The transcript is spliced from 2 exons. Gene Ontology annotation, cellular component: cytosolic large ribosomal subunit; ribosome. Lineage: Eukaryota; Viridiplantae; Streptophyta; Magnoliopsida; Rosales; Rosaceae. The coding region runs from base 123 to 902 and encodes 259 amino acids.
UGUUCGCUUCAACUGCAAUACACGUCUAUCCUGAGCCUUAUAAAAGCAAACACAAAUUCUAGGGUUUUUGGGAACACCAUUUCGCGCGGCCGCUAGUAGCAGAAAAAUCACUCACCGGCGCCAUGGGGAGGGUCAUCCGAGCUCAGCGUAAGGGUGCGGGUUCCGUGUUCAAGUCUCACACCCACCACCGAAAGGGUCCGGCGCGCUUCCGUAGCCUCGACUUCGGCGAGCGCAACGGCUACCUCAAGGGUGUAGUCACCGAGAUCAUCCACGAUCCCGGUCGCGGUGCCCCGUUGGCCCGCGUCAGCUUCCGCCAUCCGUUUAGGUACAAGAAGCAGAACGAGCUCUUCGUCGCCGCCGAGGGAAUCUACACCGGUCAGUUCAUCUACUGUGGGAAGAAGGCCAAUUUGGUGGUCGGAAAUGUGUUGCCUCUCAGAUCGAUCCCGGAGGGAGCCGUCGUCUGUAACGUCGAGCACCAUGUUGGGGACCGCGGAACCCUCGCUAGGGCGUCUGGUGAUUACGCCGUUGUUAUCAGCCACAAUCCUGACAACGAUACUUCCAGGAUCAAAUUGCCAUCUGGUGCCAAGAAGAUUGUUCCCAGCGGAUGCCGUGCGAUGAUUGGGCAGGUAGCAGGUGGAGGAAGAACAGAAAAGCCAAUGCUCAAGGCUGGCAAUGCUUACCACAAGUUCAGAGUGAAGAGGAACUGCUGGCCCAAGGUUCGUGGUGUGGCUAUGAACCCGGUCGAGCAUCCUCACGGAGGAGGUAAUCACCAGCAUAUUGGACAUGCUAGCACAGUCAGGCGUGACGCUCCUCCUGGGCAGAAGGUUGGUCUCAUUGCCGCUAGGAGGACUGGUCGUCUCAGAGGACAAGCUGCUGCCAACAUAUCUAAGGCAGACAAGUGAUGAGAUUACAUUUUGUUGUUUUAUUUUAUCCAAGACUAGUUUGGUGCAUUUUGUGGAGGAAGUUUUGUUUGGUUGGAUCAUUUAAUGUUUGUUGCUUAACAUAUUAUGAGUUCAAAAUGUUGGGUAAAUGAGUUAAUUAUGAUCCAAGCUCGAUACCAAAGUUUGUUGCUGAAUAUAUUGUCGGUUGAACAA